Fusarium oxysporum Fo47 is the source of this 1545-nucleotide messenger RNA. Its product is annotated as NIPSNAP-domain-containing protein. Lineage: Eukaryota; Fungi; Ascomycota; Sordariomycetes; Hypocreales; Nectriaceae. The record is from RefSeq and is a predicted model, not a curated record. The transcript is spliced from 2 exons. Bases 271 to 1335 code for a protein of 354 amino acids. Gene Ontology annotation, cellular component: mitochondrion.
UGCCGCAUCUGACCUUCUGCUUCCGUUUCCUCGGUGUAUUUUCUCCUUUCAGCAUCUCCCCUGUCCGUCUCGGUCCCUCCAAGAUCUACAACCGCACAACUCUAACGUUUGACGUUUUAACGUUGUUGUCAUCUGCAAGAUCGCCCGCAAUCUCCCCGCGCCCGCGCCAGUGUCAGCUUUAUUAGACACGAAUAGCGCCCCAUCCACCUCGAGACUUUACAUCUCCAUUCCUCACCGCAAUCAAAGCUCUAAGCUCCAACCAUCCCCAAAAUGCUCAGUCGCCAAUUUGCACGCGCCGCUGCCGUCACUCCUCUCGCAGGGGUACGAGCUCUGAGCUCUACUGCUAUCCUCAACGGUCGCACACCUUCGCUGGGAGAUGUCAACCCUACACACGCAGAGGUCGAUAAGUUCAGUCAGAAGCAGAAGGAAUUCCGCGAUCACCUGGUCGAGGCACAGAAGAAGCGAGAAGCCAGUUCGUUGCCCUCUCACCCGCAGUCUGCUAACGUUCCUAUCAACGCGUCGGUCGAGGGCUCACAGAAUGACCAUGUAGGACGCUCUGAAGAGGUGAAGGAGCCUGAGCCUGCCCGUAAGGCGGGCCCUUUGACCAACCUCAUAUACGGUACCAAGGAGGGUCGUGAGCUCGAUGCUCAGCUCGAAGCAAGCUUCAGUCAAGUUCUUGCCCGUGGCAAGUACGUCCAUUCGAUCGUUCUUCACCAAGUCAAGCCUGAGAAGGUUGACGAGUAUGUCGAUCUCGUUGGAAAGUGGUACCCCAAGAUGGCCAACGCCCCCGAGAACAAGGUGAACCUGGUCGGAAGCUGGAGGACAGAAGUUGGCGAUUGUGACACCUUCGUCCACAUCUGGGAAUACCAAAAAUACGAAGGUUACCAUCAAUCCCGAUACUCAAUCACUCACCACCCCGAAUUUGCCGACUUCGACAACAAACUAAAGGGCCUAAUCAACUCCAAGAACGUCUCUCUCAUGCAAGAAUUUUCUUUCUGGCCAACCACUCCCCCACGAUCGCUCGGUGGUGUCUUUGAGCUGCGUUCUUACACACUGCACCCCGGCAACCUGCUCGAGUGGGAGACACACUGGCGACGAGGUCUCAAGGCCCGCCGUGAGGUCAUGGAGGGCGUUGGUGCUUGGUUCGUUCAGAUUGGUGACCUUAACACAGUCCACCAUCUAUGGCAAUUUGCCAACCUUGAGGAGCGCCGAGGCCGUCGUGAACAGAGCUGGCAGGUCGAGGGCUGGAGCGACACAGUCCACAAGACAGUGCCUCUUAUCCAGAGCAUGAAGUCAAGGAUCCUCGUCCCUAUGCCUUGGUCUCCUGUUCGAUAAGUGCUCAAGCGACAACACUACCGCCGCUCUCACCCCACAGUAUCCUGAUCAUAUCACCCGCCUGGUCAGAUCCAGGCUGAACAUACCUCCUGUACGAGAUUAGAGGCUGUCUCUUUGCGUUUUCACAGCAUAGUCCAUUUUGUUUUAUGUCAAGAGUCUUGACGGUUUUAGCGGAGGAGCGAUGGAAUGUGGAUUAUGGAUUACAUGGAC